AUUGUAUAUAUGUAAAUAAUCAAAAGGUUCUCAGUUACGAAAAUUCUGAAGAAGCCGUAGUAUAUUGUUAGACACCAAUUUUAUAACUUUAUUUGUUUACCUACUCAUACCAAAAAGCAUGUCAUAAAACUUUGAAUUAUUUGUAUAAUCACCAGCUUGAAAUAAUAAAAAGACAAAUGCUAAAUUCGAGGGGCUCUAACUCUGUACCUCAAGAUGGUGUCCCUUCCAGAAGAGUUUUUCCAUCCUGGCAUCUCAAUGACAAAAUUCCGGCUCGACUAGUGCUUUAUUUUCUUUCCUGGUCUGGUUUUCUGGUCUCUUUUAUGAUGCGCAACGAUAUGAAUUUUGCUUUGGUAGCUAUGACUUCAAAUCGGAAUUCAACUGAAAGCCAAUAUUUAAAUGGCUCGCAAACAAUUUUGGGUAGUGGCAAUGAAGACCAAAUAAGUAUUGUGAAGUCGGUUAUAAUAAGUUCAUUCUACUGGUGCUACGUGCUAUCACAGGUGGUAGGUGGGGUUGCAACAGAAUUAUUUGGGACGAAGUGCGUAUUCGGAUGGUCACAGUUAGCAACAGCUUUAUGUAGUAUUCUGAUGCCGUUAGCAGCUCGAUUACAUUACAUAGCUGUUAUUGUGUUAAGAUCUCUUCAGGGAUUUGCCUCUGGCUUGACGUGGCCUGCCAUGUAUGCAAUAGUUGGCUAUUGGAUACCACUUACUGAGCGUUCCCGUUUCAUGUCAAGUUUUCAAGGUUUUAGCAUUGGGAUUGGCUUAACAUACCCUUUGUGUGGAUUUAUUUUAUCAGAAUUUGGUUGGCCAUAUGUUUUUUAUACAACAGGUACUCUAGGGCUUGGAUGGUGUGCAUUAUGGUAUUUUCUUGCUUUUAAUACACCCCAGGAGCACCCUCGUAUUACUGAAGAAGAACUUAAUUACAUAGAACUUAACGUUAGUAAAGAGAUAAACAAUGCUUCUAAGGUUAAAGUUCCUUGGCUGCAAAUAUUUAGUUCCUUACCUGCGUGGGCAAUUGCUAUAACGACAUUUGGCAGAAUAUAUGUGCAUUAUAUAUUUAUUGUUAAUGGACCCACUUUUAUUGGAAAUGUUUUAAAAUUUAAUUUUGAAACAAAUGGCUUUAUAUCUGGAAUGCCAUUUAUUUGCUCAUAUAUUUCAUCGGUUUUUUUUUGUUAUAUUGCUGACAAGUUAAUAUUGCAUAAAAUUUUAAAUCUUACUAAUGUAAGAAAAUUAUUUACAGCUAUAUCACAAAUUAUUCCAGGAAUCUUAAUAUAUUGUAUCGGUUAUAUAGAUAGUGUACACAUAUUGUUACCAAUUUGGUUUAUGGCGGUGAUAUUUAUAACUGCAUCAUAUGCAGGAGCAAUGGCCAAUAUAAUUGACCUAGCCCCAAAUUUUGGACAUUCUGCUGCCGUUUUGGCUUUUUGUCAAACAAUUCAUAUGUCUGCGUCCUUUAUUUCUCCGUUGACUACUGGAUUUAUUGUCACUCGAGAGGACUCAAUUGAUCAGUGGCGCAGCGUGUUUGGAGUUUCCGCCAUUAUUUCAAUAUUAACCUAUCUUGUUUAUCAAAUUUUCGGGACCGCCGAAAUACAAUCCUGGAAUAAAGAGUUUUCAACAAAUGUCGAUUUAGAUGAAGGAAAGGUGUUAUCAAAACCAAAGGAAACCAUUAGUCUAAUUUAAUAUAGUAGAAUUUCAAAUAGGGCCCUGUUUGUACCAUAUUGAAUAUUUUGUUAUUAUUUAUUUGAUAUUGUCCUAAUAAAAUAUCUGUUUUUAAUUAUCGA
Drosophila biarmipes is the source of this 1774-nucleotide messenger RNA. RefSeq names its product vesicular glutamate transporter 1 (gene MFS17). Gene Ontology annotation, biological process: transmembrane transport; monoatomic anion transport. Lineage: Eukaryota; Metazoa; Arthropoda; Insecta; Diptera; Drosophilidae. Bases 177 to 1673 code for a protein of 498 amino acids. Gene Ontology annotation, molecular function: transmembrane transporter activity. The transcript is spliced from 5 exons. The record is from RefSeq and is a predicted model, not a curated record. Gene Ontology annotation, cellular component: plasma membrane.